AUGGCUUCCGUUCAAGCAUAUCGGCCCAACCCCGAGGAGGUGACCCAGAAGACUGCCAUUGAGUGGGCGACCGGAGCGGUUGCCUACGAAGGCCUGGAACAUAGGCCGGAGCUCGCCCAAACUCGGCCACUUGAAAUGUAUAACAUGCUACAUGUUGAAGCCCAAGAGGAAAAGUUCGUUCCAGCAGUCGAGUUCGCCCGUAAGAACAUGAAUCUCGAUGAUAAGGAUGAAGUGGACUGCUUCAGCAAGAAUCCACUGGAUUUCGACUACUACAGCUUGACCGGGACCGAGCAAGUGGCUUGGUGGCCAUGGAAGCGCUUCUCCACCAUUGGUUCCGAACAUGUCUAUUUGUUCGAAGGUUUCUCAAUGCGCACCGCCAUGUCACGCGCAAUAGAUGAGUUGACCACGUUCGAGCGGGAUUGCUCAGAUCCAUGGAAUCGAGGAUGCAAAGUCAAGCCCAAGAAAAUCAACACUCACUUCCUCACGAUAUUCGUUGGGAAAAGUCCCGACUCGGUUUCGCAAAGGAAGGUCUCCUUCGAGGAAACGUGUUACAGGACUUGCGUCGCAUGUCCCUGGAAAGGGUUCACUGAUGGCAGUUACUAUCACAAUCGCAGAAGGCAAGAAACUCGGGCAGUUUUGCGGCUCGAGCGCUUCAACAAGGAUGAAUGGCACCGACGUCAUAUUGAGAGAGACGAAAAAGACCUUGUGUAG
Messenger RNA from Microdochium trichocladiopsis, 711 nucleotides. RefSeq lists its product as uncharacterized. The transcript has 2 exons. Lineage: Eukaryota; Fungi; Ascomycota; Sordariomycetes; Xylariales; Microdochiaceae. The record is from RefSeq and is a predicted model, not a curated record. The coding region runs from base 1 to 711 and encodes 236 amino acids.